Messenger RNA from Monomorium pharaonis (pharaoh ant), 582 nucleotides. RefSeq lists its product as uncharacterized. The transcript has a single exon. The record is from RefSeq and is a predicted model, not a curated record. The coding region runs from base 1 to 540 and encodes 179 amino acids. Lineage: Eukaryota; Metazoa; Arthropoda; Insecta; Hymenoptera; Formicidae.
AUGAAUAGUUUGCAACUGCGAGCAGCUUUACAAAAUAUUCCUUGUGACACCGCCGGUGUUUACGCGGCGGAUGAAAUACCAACUGUUUGGAGUAAACCUGCAGGAAUUAUUGCUAAUACCGAUGAUCACACAAAACCCGGAACACACUGGGUCGCUAUGUACGUCGGAAGAGACGGCGUUGGCCACUAUUUCGACAGCUACGGAUUACCACCCAUCAUCCCUCAGCAUCUCAAACGGCUUAGAAGAAACUGCAAAAUCUUAUUCUACAACCCUCAACAAUUUCAAAGUAAUACCUCUGACGUGUGUGGACAAUUUUGUGUUAUGUUUGUGCAUCUUAUGUGUACUGGUUUUGGUAUGCAUCGAUUUCGUGAUAUCUUUUCGAACGAUUUAUCACGAAAUGAUAAAAUAGUUCGCAAUUAUUAUAACACGUAUAUGACACACCAACAAUCUUAUAUUUCAAAUAAAAAUCAAUUUAUAGGUCGUGGUAUGUCUCAUUCAGGUUGUGCGUCACAAACACAAAGUUGUUAUUCGCGAAAAUAAUAAUAUAUCUUAUAUUAACCACAACUAUGUAACCAAUAAAUA